Cheilinus undulatus (humphead wrasse) is the source of this 8523-nucleotide messenger RNA. It is a transcript of the gene kcnd1, whose product is annotated as potassium voltage-gated channel, Shal-related subfamily, member 1. Bases 1239 to 3155 code for a protein of 638 amino acids. Gene Ontology annotation, cellular component: membrane; voltage-gated potassium channel complex. The record is from RefSeq and is a predicted model, not a curated record. NCBI's taxonomy places the organism in Eukaryota, Metazoa, Chordata, Actinopteri, Labriformes, Labridae. Gene Ontology annotation, molecular function: protein binding; A-type (transient outward) potassium channel activity. The transcript has 10 exons. Gene Ontology annotation, biological process: protein homooligomerization; potassium ion transmembrane transport.
UCAAACCAACUGUUAUUCAAACCAACAGGAGGAUGUUUUUGUUUUUUCUCCACGUUUUUGGAAGCUCCUCAUCAUUCCUCCAUAAAGACCAGAAGUAACCAUCAGUCCUCCCGCGUCCACGUCCCGCCGAUAAUACCUGGACAAAAGCUUCCCCUGGCUUCUUCACCACUCCUCUUCUUCUUCACCUUCAUCAUCAUCAUCAUCAUCAUCAUCUGUGGACGGCCAUACAUGGACAUGGAGUAAGGAUGGGCCGAUGCCUCCCCCUCCUCCUCCUCUUUGCCUCUGUCUGAACCAUUGAUGCCCCCCCGACCCGAACAAGAGAGGGAGAAACACAGAGACAGAUAAAGAAAAUUAGAGAGGGAUAAAAACAGCAAGCUGAAGCAAAAAGGAAAAAGAGAGGAAGAGGGAGGUGGCGCAUCUAUAAUCUCCACGGCAGAGAAACACUUAGAGGGAGGGCGACCACACGGGCGAUUCUGUCUAUCCUGCAACUUCAGGAACCAUCAUCACAAUUUAAUAAGAAUCUGAAAGGCUGCGGUGCUGCAACAAAUCAGUCAUCAUAAGGGAGAGGGCGGGCGAGAGAGCUCCAUCCACUCUGAGAGAGAGAGAGAAGGAGGAUGCAGCGAGGUUUUAACACCUUCCUUCCUGGAUUUAUAUCUUCUGACUGCAACUCCCAGCAGCAAUAAACCUGCGUCUGCAAUAUCAGAGAGCAACUUUAUUAUUAUCUGACACAUAUUCUGCUCCUCUAAGACUGUUGAGACGUCAAGAAAUUAUGUUGUUCCACCAGGAGAGUCUGUGUUUGGUCCUCCUUAUUUAGGAGAAAAGUUCUCAUUUGGAAACGGAUGUAAAAUAAAGGAAUAUUUCUGAGAGUUUUCCCUUUAAGGAGCAUUUUCAGGAGUUUUAUUUUGAAGAGCAACAGGAAGACCCUAUUCUCAAGGACAUCAGAAUAAAACCCAGGCAGCACUCGUGUCGGAUGCAGCAGCUUUCCCGCUCUUUUGCAGCCUUUUUCAUGGCUUGACACCUAACUGCCCUCAGCCCCUCCCUCUGCCCCUCCUACCCCUGUCCUUCCCCGUCAACAUGUCCGACCACUUCCUGUUUCGCUGCCCCGCCCACUCAACUAAAUCUGGUCUGAGUAAGAAGUGAGCGAUCAAGUUAAAGCCCUCACAUCAAACCUUUAAGCUCCACCCCCUUAACCAGGGGACAGAUCUCGACUCUCGACAGGCGGGACGAGCUGAUGCAAGAUGGCGGCUGGCGUGGCGACGUGGCUGCCGUUUGCAAGGGCAGCGGCAGUGGGAUGGCUGCCGCUUGCCAAGAAGACGAUGCCCAAACCUCCCGUGGACAACACGUCCAGAUCAGAUGAGAUCCUGUACGUCAACGUCAGCGGGGUCAGGUUUCAGACAUGGAAGAACACUUUGGAUCGUUAUCCAGAUACGUUGCUGGGUUCCUCGGAGAAGGAGUUUUUCUACAACGAGGACACACAGGAGUAUUUCUUCGACCGAGACCCUGAAAUGUUCCGGCACAUUCUGAACUUUUAUCGCACCGGGAAGCUGCACUACCCACGACAUGAAUGCAUCCAGGCCUUUGACGAGGAGCUGGCCUUCUACGGCAUCGUACCAGAGAUCAUCGGAGACUGCUGCAUGGAGGAAUACCGGGACAGGAAAAAGGAGAACCAGGAGCGUCUGGCUGAGGACACAGAAGCCAAUGAGGCGAUGGACGCCCCUCUCCCCCCACACAGCACCUCCAGAGAGCGGCUGUGGAGAGCCUUCGAGAACCCGCACACCUCCACCAUGGCGCUGGUCUUCUACUACGUCACCGGCUUCUUCAUCGCCGUCUCUGUCAUUGCCAACGUGGUGGAGACGGUGCCCUGCCGGCCCCCCAAAGGCGGCGUAAAGGACCUUCCCUGCGGGGAGAAAUACCAGCUGGCCUUCUUCUGCAUGGACACGGCCUGCGUGCUCAUCUUCACCUUCGAGUACCUGAUGCGUCUGUUCGCCGCGCCCAGCCGCUGCAAAUUCAUGCGCUCGGUGAUGUCGGUGAUUGACGUGGUGGCCAUCAUGCCGUACUACAUCGGUUUGGUGAUGCCUGAGAACGAGGACGUGAGCGGCGCCUUCGUCACCCUCAGAGUUUUCAGAGUCUUCCGGAUCUUCAAGUUUUCCCGCCACUCGCAGGGUUUGAGGAUUUUGGGCUACACGCUGAAGAGCUGCGCCUCCGAGCUCGGCUUCCUGCUCUUCUCCCUCACCAUGGCCAUCAUCAUUUUCGCCACUGUCAUGUUCUACGCCGAGAAGGGCACCAAGGGCUCCACCUUCACCUCCAUCCCCGCCUCUUUCUGGUACACCAUCGUCACCAUGACCACGCUCGGGUACGGUGACAUGGUUCCUAACACCAUCGCAGGGAAGAUCUUCGGUUCGAUCUGCUCGCUCAGCGGUGUGCUGGUGAUAGCUCUGCCUGUGCCCGUCAUCGUGUCCAACUUCAGCCGGAUCUACCACCAGAACCAGAGAGCAGACAAGAUGAGAGCACAGCAGAAAGUGCGUUUGGCUCGGAUCCGCAUGGCGAAGAAAGGAACAGCCAACGCCUUCCUCCAGUACAAAGAAGACCAAACAGUCGGGGACCGGGACAGCGACAGCACGGCUCUGUGUGUGAAGAACAGAUCGGCGUUUGAGCAUCAGCAUCACCACCUGCUGCACUGUCUGGAGAAGACGACGAAUCACGAGUUCACCACUGAGAUGAACUACAGCGAGCUGUGUAUGACUGAGUCCGUGGGCUUCAGGACCAGCCGCAGCACCUCCCUGUCCAGCCAGCAGGGGGCGCAGAAUAACUCCACAGGCUGCUGCCCUCGCCGGGCCAGAAGAAGAGCCGCCAUGAGACUGGCUAACUCCACUGUGUCCGUCAGCCGGGGCAGCGUCCAGGAGCUGGACACCCUGCACGUUAAAACCACCUGUAUACCGCCACAAACUCGAUCCAGCCUGAACGCCCAGGCAGGCGACCUGAAGCUGAACUGCGGCGAACAAGAUUUCACCGCCGCCAUCAUCAGCAUUCCUACGCCACCUGCCAACACUCCUGACGAGAGCCUCCCCCCAUCGCCGGCCCCCAUCCCUGGCAUCCUGCGCAACACCCGAGCCACCGCCUACACCCAUGAAACCGUCAAAAUCUCCUCCUUAUAACGGCUGACCUCACCCGCCGCUUCCUCCCCUUUCCACGCCUGUCCCUCCGCCCUACCAGCCAACCUUUCCCAUGAUCCUUUGAACCUCUGAUCCAGAACCCAGGGCACUGCUAGCUGAGAUUGCAGGGACAGAGACCACGCGGACAGAUACCUCCAGGACUAACGGAUGCUUUCACUUCCUCUUAUCAUCUUUGGGAUGGCGUGGAACGAACCAAAGUGGAUGAAAAAUCAACAAACUGAACCAGACCUUGAUUCUGAAGACCUUCUCAUGCUUUUCUGACCCCCAUUGCACAGCCUCCCCCACACUGGUUUGGAUCUGAUUGCACAAACCCUGGGAGGGUUCAAAGAAAGACGCUAAGACCCCCCAAAGAAAGACUUCAGACCGCCUCAUUUGGUGGGUCAGUUGGAUCGGUUCUGGAGAGGAAACUUGUCUUUAUUUUUGUAGGCAUGAACUUGAGUGGUCUUGUUGAUGAAUCUAAGGGACUGUGGAGCGUUCAGGAUCGUCUAGACUCAGCUGGUUUAACAUCUAAGUCUUCUGCGACUGGAAACCAAACAACCCUCAGCAGCUUUGUUCAUUUUGUUUGUUUUUUGUUGGAAAUAGGUGAUGAAAACCUGGCUAAUCUGGCUCUGAAAUGACACAUAGAGAUUGGUUCCUUUUUUUUUCUUCACAGCAAGAGACUGAAUCUCCAAUCCUGACUGACAUGAAAAUGCUCAGUUCAGUAUUGGAGCCUUUUUUGUUUAAAUUUGAAGCUCAUAGUCAAGGCAUGGUCGAAGUCAAGCAGAGUUUGGCAAAAGUAGAAUGCUCUCUCCUUUUGCUCUGUUUUGGCUGAGUAAGCUGCUUUAUAAAUCCUGAGAUUUCUCCUUCAGACUCCAGCCGACAAACUUGACAAAAUGGAUCGAUGAUGGAGAUGCUGCUGAAAUCUAACACACGAACCAAACCGGGGUAGACUGAUCUAUGCUGAGCCUGAAUACUGUUCACACGACAACACUGAGCUGAUGUUAAAGAGCUAAACCAAGCUGGACUUUCCCAACAAAUCUCUGGAGAGGAAACUGAGGGAUUCUGGACUGGAUUAAUCAGGUCUGACAUUGAUUGGUCUGGUCUGUAGCUCAGAAGUGUUCCUCAGUGCGACGCUGACGCCCAGACUGGGAACGAAAGCCUUUUACUUUUCAAAAUAUGCAACAUUACAACAAGCAGGAAAAUAGCAUCAACAAAUGAAGAGAAUAUUAAUACUAUCAAUAAUAAUGUGUGUUAUAAAGCUACAGUAAUUAUUGCAGGGAACAUAAUGUAAAGCAACUAAGAAAUUCAUUUGUUAUGUGAACUUUUCAGUGAGAGAGAGAACACUGCGAGUAUUCUGCAAUAGGUUUAAACAUGGAGGGGAAAUGCAACGCCGAGAGCUCAGGAGAUUCACACGUGCCCUGAUGGCGUGCACUCUGGGUGAAAAAGAGGAACAUGAAACGUUGAGCAAACCUCUUAUACCUUUAGCUACAAGCACGAGCACAAAACUUUUCUGAUCAGUUUUCCCAUCAGCAUUUCCUGCACUGGACAAGCUUCAAGUUUCAGUUUUUUUCUCUGUUAUCUGGAGUUUAGUUAUUGCUGUUAACAUCUGUGCACUUCCACGUAAAGCAAGGAUUUUUUUUUUAACUUCGCAGCUAUUGCAAAGCUCUGGAUUUGUUCUGACAGCAAGCCAAGCCCAUAAAACUUAAAAUUUAAAGGGGAAAAUGUAGAAGGAUGAUCUGUGUAUUUUAGUUGAAUUAUUCCGAUUGCACCUGUCUGAAUCAGACUCGUGACAAAAAGUCUAAACAGUAAGGUUGACCACAUAUCAGGUGUUUUUUAAAUUUUGGCAAAGAUUUAUGCGCCAAUAGAGCUCAGCAGUGCCACUUUUUUGGCGACUCUGAUUCCGGAAGUAAAAUCCUCUGUUCAAAUCUCCCAUAGAUAUUUUGCAAAGUCCUAACUCCAGUGCUUUCAAUGACUUACACAUUACACAUCACGUACAAAAGUUUUUUCAUGAAACCCUGAAAAGUGUAAAUGCAGUCAUAUCAACAGCUGAUCAUAGUGAGUCAUUUUGUCCAUGCACUUCUGCAUAUUUCCUAAGGUUUAACAAUAAGCCAAUGCUUCUGAAUUUGACUUUAUGGGAUCUUCAAAAGCUUUUUCUAUUUUUACUAGCAGGAAAGUCAAUUUUGUUUAGUUGUCCAAAUAGACAAGUUUAAUUUUUCAGCCAAAAAUUCAAACCCCUUUCAACUUGUAUAUAGUCUUAUGGAGUAUUAGGUACUUUUAAAAUUGUACGUUUCAUCUUGAAGUCAGUCAGUUUCCACGAAGAGCAGUCUUUGACAUCAAAUAAUCAAUGUCUGAUCACAAAUUUUAAAACAACUAUACCCUCUUAUCUACAUCGGCCCCAGAGCUUAUUGAAUUUAUGUCAUGUUUGGCCUUCCAUACAAAUGGUUACAUGUUCUGUUUGGCCUUCCAUGCCAACUUUAUGCCCCUUUUGGUCCCUAUUACAAUUAUAUCCUCUUAUUUUCAUUAGUUCCCAAGAUAUUUUGACCUUCCGUACAGACAUUUUAAUGUUCCUUAUGGUCCCUAGUACAAUUACAUCCUCCUAGUUUCAUCAGUUCCCAAGAUGGUUAAAUUUAUUUCCUAUUUGUUACGAAGAUUGUGAAAUUUAUAGCCUGUUUGGCCUUCCAUAUUCCCUUUUAUGUCUUUUUUGGUCCCUAUUACAAUGAAAUCUUCACAUUUUCAUCAAUUCUCUAGAAUUUAUCCUUUCGUAUGAACAGUUACAUGUUAGGUUUGGCUUUCCAUACAAGUAGCUUUAUGUCCUUUUGGUCCCAAUUACAAUGAUAUUUUAUUUACAUCCCAAGAUUGUUAAAUGUUUGUCUAGUUUGGCCUCCCAUAGAGUUACAUGCUCUCUUUGGCCUUCAACACACACUUAAUGUCCCUUUUGGGCCCGUUUACCAUCAUAUUAUCUUGUUUACAGCGUGAGAGAGAUCGGACCCCAGAUCAUGCUUGAGAUCAUUGCUUAUCAUUUAGCCUCUGUGAAACAAUACAAUAAAAACAACACAACCUUUUCAAAAGUGCACGCCAUCAGCUGUUUGGACCUUCAGCUGUGAGUUCUUUUGGCGAAGCGUUUCCUCGACCAAUCAGAAGUGAGUGUGAGUGAGUGACACACAGACAGAAGAGAAGACUUACAUACUGUAACAUAUUUUGUAUCAUAAACUUUCACCUGCAUCUUCCAAUCAAAUCCUCAAACUGAAAAAAAAGAAAAAAGAAAAAAAAAGAUAGCGAUGAAAGUCUGUCAGGCGUUCCUCCGUGCAUGAGCCUCGUACAGUAGAAGUAGCACUACUGAUCAUAGGAAUUUAUCCGAACCAUAUCAGAGAGAAAAAAGAUAGAAAAAAAAACACAACACAGCGGGGAAAAAAGUCUCAUCAACUGUUCUUUUGCAUGAUGACUCUUUGUUUUUUAUUCUCUCCUGUCAGGCAUCGGUUUGUUUUCCUCAUCCUCCCCCUCCUCCUCCCACCCCACCCCACCCCACCCCACCUAACCUGACCCGAAACGUUUUAAGACGAGUGUUUGCACCACUGAGACGUGUACGUUAGAUUACAGAGAAUUUAAACAGAGUAUAUCAAAUCAUUCAGGCAUGUUCCUCGCCGGAAUGCAAUGAGUGUGAGCGUGCGUGUGAACGGGCGGGUGUUUGCGUGUUGGUAUGAAUGUGUGCGUGUGUUUGUAUGAUGAGCAGUCACAAAUAUGCAUGGAUACCGUUAUAGGUAUUUUAUCUGUUUUCUCCUGCCGUUAUGAGACGAUUGAGAGAAGAGACUAAACACGCUGUCUGUUCACUGGAUGAGAUAUUUAUCUUAUUUAUUGACACUGUUUUAUUUCUUAAAUAUGUUCAUAUGUCUUAAUAUUUUAACAGUUUCACUUUGUUCCGCUCCUGUGACUCCCAGUUUUCAUCUAUUAACCCUUGACAUGAACUCUAGCAGCAAGCUUUACCACCAUAUUUGAUCUACCAGAAGUAUUCUUUUCUUUCAAAAUAAAUGCAUGUGUUAUCUGGAGGAGUAAAGAAUUUGUUGCUAAGGAAAAUAAAAAUUGAAAAAAUUAAAGUAUAUCAAAUAAAAGCGUUUUGAGAAAAUGUCUUAUCAUAUCUUAUGUCAAUGAUUUCACAUCAACCAGGUAUUAUUGGACAUCAGUGAGUCAUUUUGUCCGUGCACACCUGCAUGUUUCUUAAGGUUUAACUGUGACCCAAUGCUUCUGAAUAUGGCUCUAUUGCUACUUCUAAAGCAUACCAAUUUAUACUAGCCAGAAAGUCCAUUGUGUUUACUAGUCCACAUUUUAAGAUUUUAUAGCCCUGUGUAACAUAUAUUAUUAUAUACAGUAAUAGGGACCAUUUUGGCUUCAUGUCAAUCAAAUUGUAGCAAGAGCAAACUUAUACAUAAAAAAAUUAAAUUUUGAUUGUAGCAAGAGCAAACUUAUACAUAAAAAAUUAAAUUCUGAUCAAGGAGUAUUGCAGCAUUGUCCUCCUGUUUGCAUCAGAGAUUAAUAAAAUGUAUGUCCUGUUUGGCCUAACAUACAACCAGGUACAUUUUCUGUGUGAGCUUCCAUACCCACUUUCUGUCUUUUUUGGUCCCCACUACAAUUAUAUCCACUUAUUUCCAUCGGUUCCCAAGAUAGUUUGGCCUUCCAUAGAAAAAUUUUAAUGUUCUUUAUAGUCCAUUUUGCAAUGACAUCCUUUUAUUUUCAUCAGUUCACAAAGUGGUUUAUUCUGUGUCCUAUUUGGCUUUCCAUACAAUCAGAUUUAGGUUCAGUAUGGCCUUCCAUACCCAUUUUAAUGCCACUUUUGCUCCCCAUUGCAAUGAUAUGUUAUUAAUAACAUCAGAUCUGAAGAUUAUAAAAUUUAAAGCCUGUUUGGACUUCCAUAUAAACGGUUUUAUGUCCUGUUUGGCCUUCUAUACACACUUUCAUGGCCCUUUUUGGUCCCUAUUACAAUGCAUUCUUGUAAUUUACAUAAUUUGUAAAGAUCUAAGAUUUACAGCAUGUUUUGCCUUCCAUACAAACUGUUCUAUGUCAAUUUUGGCCUUUCAUUGCUACUUUUGACUCCCUUUUGGUCCUUAUUACAGUGAUAAAUUGAUUCCCAAGGAGGCUGAAUUAAGAUUGAUAAAUAGAUAAGAUAGCUAGAUAGAUAGAUAGAUAAAUAGAUGGACAGAUAGGUAGAUAUACAGCUAGAUAGAUACUUUAUUGAUCUUGAAGGAAAUUCAAGUUUCAGCUUUUCCAUUAUACACAUAACAAGGGCAGUAAUAGAAUAGAAAUCUAUGAAACAGAGAAAAACAGCUCUGUGCAUAAAAAAGGCAGAAAAGGAUUAAAGAUACAUAUAUACAGUGCUUAA